Stylonychia lemnae is the source of this 708-nucleotide messenger RNA. The record is from the annotation of a GenBank genome assembly. NCBI's taxonomy places the organism in Eukaryota, Ciliophora, Spirotrichea, Sporadotrichida, Oxytrichidae.
AUGAAAGUUUCAAAUUACCCUCUAUCAAGCAGCAAAAGAUUAAAAAUUUUUUUACUAGCUUUCAUCACUACACUGAGCUUUAUUAAAGUAGUUGAGGCAGGAAGAUACAAAAACUUCACAAGUUAAUAUUCUGCUGAAUGGGAUACCAUUGAUGAUUCUGGAACUUUGAGGUUAAAAAUAACAUUGAGAAUGAAAGAUCUUGAUAUUACUAGUUGGAGAACUCAAGGAGACAAUGGACUCUGGAUGGGUAUUGGCUUUGGCUCAACUUAAAUGGCAGGAUCUGAUCUCGCUCUUUGCACAAUAGCCUACACUAAUUCAUCUUAAGACUCCUUCGUAUGUGAGGACAGGUAUUCAGAAGCAAGAGGCCAAACAAUCCUUGAUCAGAGUAGAUAGAUUGUUGACUUACCUAAUGGAGUUGGAUCAACCGCUGAAUUCGAUCCAAUUUAGAAUAAAUAUUUCUACACAACAGAGGCAACUUUCAAAAGAAACUUCGUCAAUACUGAUCCAAAUCCUGAUGAAGACAAACAGUUAAUAUUUGACUCUAAUGUUGAUAUUAUUUGGGCUUAUGGUCAGAUGAGUUCUGGGACAGCAAAUUAUCAUUCCUAAAGGGGGAUUGAUAAGAUUUAUUUGUCUUCAAACUCAAUGAUAUUGAAAACAUUAACUUAUACAGGACUUAUUUUCUUAUCAGCUAUAUUGUAUUUCCAAUGA